This is a messenger RNA of Manacus vitellinus (golden-collared manakin), 774 nucleotides long. Its product is annotated as hydrocephalus-inducing protein homolog. The transcript is spliced from 4 exons. The annotation marks the transcript as partial. Lineage: Eukaryota; Metazoa; Chordata; Aves; Passeriformes; Pipridae. The record is from RefSeq and is a predicted model, not a curated record. Gene Ontology annotation, cellular component: axoneme. Gene Ontology annotation, biological process: axonemal central apparatus assembly; cilium movement.
GCCGUGAGACCAGGCUACCCCUGCACCUCACAGGGGAAGGCCUCGAGCCCUGCCUCCAACUCAGCUCUGAGGAACUGGACAUGGGGAAAGUUUUGGUUGGAGAAGCCUUACAGCUACGAGGCAAUGCUGGUUAACAAAGGAGCUAUUGAUGCUCCCUUUGAGCUCAUCCCUCCAACCACAGCCCAUGGCUCCUGCUUCACCUUUCGGCCCCAGCAGGGCAUCAUUCCACCCAGUGGGCUCCAGCCUAUCCAGAUCUCCUUCAGUUCCACCACCCUGGGGGAGUUCAAGGAAGAAUUCCAUUUCAAUGUGGCUGAAUGCCCUAAGCCUGUGACCUUGACUAUCAGGGGCCACGUCACCGGACUGAGCCUGCAUUUCAGCACAGGUGGCCUUGACUUCAAUGACGUCUCCUUUGGCUUUCCUCAGACCUUGUCGUGCCACCUGAUCAGCACCUCCGUGGUGCCCAUCACCUUCCACCUUCGCAUCCCUGGGGACGGCCAGGGACAGCCCAGCCUUAGGAGCUCUGAUCAAGUGAAAGACAACGCUCACCCCUCCUGGGAAAAAGGCACACUGGCUCCAUGUCAGCCAAUGGAGUUCACCAUAACACCCAGCACAGGGACCAUCCCUUCCCAGGGAUCCCAGGAGAUCAGGGUAUGGGAGGAGUCUGGCCACACAUGGGUCAGUAGGUGGGGCUGAAGCCUCACUGGGCUGUGGGAGGGCUUUAGUGCUGUCGGCUCUCAGCAUGUGCAAGGGAGGGAUCUGCAGUGGUGUGGGAGC